AUGAACGCCCCGAUCACUUCACCGAUGGGCUCGCGCACCGUUUCAACGGCCCCUUUAUCCUCGUCACAACAGUCGUCCCCCACCAAUGCCAUGGCACAGCCCGCGGCACCGCAGCCUCCCGCGCAAGCGCAGCCCGGGCUGCCAACAUCGCCCUCCACCGACGCCUUCCUCAAGGACUUUACUCUCGUCGCCGAGGCCGCCAAGAGGGCGCAGGUCGCUGUCAUGGUUCGCGACUUUGAGAGCUGCGGCCUAUGA
Purpureocillium takamizusanense is the source of this 255-nucleotide messenger RNA. RefSeq lists its product as uncharacterized. Bases 1 to 255 code for a protein of 84 amino acids. Lineage: Eukaryota; Fungi; Ascomycota; Sordariomycetes; Hypocreales; Ophiocordycipitaceae. The transcript has a single exon. The record is from RefSeq and is a predicted model, not a curated record.